CAUACAUUCCCUUGCGCUUUCUCUCUCUGCUUCUCUCUAUCUACAAAAAGACACAUUCACUUUGUCUCUCUCUCUCUCUUUCUCUGCCUGUGAACACCCACAAAAGCUACAGUUCUACAGAUUCUUUCUUCUCUUAAUAAUCACAGUUUGUUUCUUUCCCUUUUUAAUUCAAAUUUCACAGAUUCUUUGCUUUCCUUCAAAUCUCUUCAAUUCCAUAUUUUCCUUUCCUUUUCUCUCUUUUUUCUCUUAAAUCUCUCUUAAUUACCUCAGAUUCCUACCCAAAUUCCUUUCUCCCUCCCUCUAAAGCUCCUGUUUUUCAGAAUCAUUGUCAAAGUUCUUCCCUUUCUACGGUUUUUAACGUGGGAGAUAUGAAUUGAAGCUGAAUUGUGAUUGAUUAGGAGGUUUUUGGAGCUGAAUUUAGGGUUUUUGUUUGUUUUCAUUGUAUUUGAUACCUUUGGUAAAUAACAGAAGGUGAAAUGGAGAAGUACGAGCUGGUGAAAGAUAUAGGAUCUGGGAAUUUUGGAGUGGCUAGGCUCAUGAGGAACAAGGAGACCAAAGAGCUUGUUGCUAUGAAGUACAUCGAGCGCGGGCACAAGAUUGAUGAAAAUGUGGCAAGGGAGAUAAUAAAUCACAGAUCGCUUCGGCACCCAAAUAUAAUUCGUUUCAAGGAGGUGGUUUUGACACCAACACAUCUCGCUAUUGUUAUGGAGUACGCUGCAGGAGGGGAGCUGUUUGAGCGAAUUUGCAAUGCUGGAAGAUUCAGUGAAGACGAGGCCAGAUACUUUUUCCAACAACUUAUUUCAGGAGUCAGCUACUGCCAUUCCCUGCAAAUUUGCCAUAGAGAUUUGAAGCUAGAAAAUACCUUGCUGGAUGGCAGCCCAGCACCACGUCUGAAAAUCUGUGAUUUUGGUUAUUCUAAGUCAUCCUUGCUGCAUUCAAGACCCAAAUCCACAGUUGGCACUCCGGCUUAUAUUGCCCCAGAGGUUCUUUCUAGGAGAGAAUAUGAUGGCAAGAUGGCAGAUGUAUGGUCCUGUGGAGUGACUCUGUAUGUUAUGCUGGUAGGAGCAUACCCAUUUGAAGAUCAAGAGGACCCAAAGAAUUUCAGGAAGACAAUCAAUAGAAUAAUGGCUGUCCAGUACAAGAUCCCUGAUUAUGUUCACAUAUCUCAAGAUUGCAGACAUCUCCUUUCUCGCAUAUUUGUUGCCAACCCAUCCAGGAGGAUCACAAUCAAAGAAAUCAGGAGCCAUCCAUGGUUUUUGAAGAACUUGCCAAGGGAACUGACAGAGGCAGCUCAAGCCAUGUACUACAGGAAAGAAAAUCCUGGCUUUUCCUUGCAAACUGAUCAAGAAAUCAUGAAGAUUGUGGAAGAGGCCAAAAGUCCUCCUCCAGUAUCUCGAUCUAUUGGAGGCUUUGGUUGGGGAGGAGAAGAAGAUGGUGAUGGGAAAGAAGAUGACACAGAGGCUGAAGAAGAAGAAGAGGAAGAUGAGUAUGAGAAGAGAGUUAAGGAAGCACAGGCAAGUGGAGAAUUUCGUGUCAGUUAAGAAUUAAUCGUCCCUUUUUCAGGUACCGGUGAUCUAAAAGUUUUGGCUUGGAUACCUAUAAGAUGCUAUUGUGCUUGUAUAAAACUUUGUACUUAGGACAUGGUCUUGAAUAAAUGUAUGUAAAUUAUAGCAUGUUGGGCAGAGGGGUGUGAUUUCAACUUAAAAAUGAGAUUUUAGAGUGUCUUUGUUAUUGGGAAAUUGGAAAUGUGAAGAUUUGAAAAGAUGCCUAUGAGAGUCUGUCAUGCUUUAUCUUUUAUUUCUGAGGUUUCUGAUAGUGUCAUAAUUGACUUAUAGACUAUUAUGUACACUGUAUGGAGGUUUUGUCAGUUUGAGGACCAUAGCAAUAAUAUAUAAUAUUACUAUAA
Messenger RNA from Jatropha curcas, 1906 nucleotides. NCBI's taxonomy places the organism in Eukaryota, Viridiplantae, Streptophyta, Magnoliopsida, Malpighiales, Euphorbiaceae. The record is from RefSeq and is a predicted model, not a curated record.